Molecule: messenger RNA, 1578 nt
Organism: Aspergillus aculeatinus CBS 121060
Lineage: Eukaryota; Fungi; Ascomycota; Eurotiomycetes; Eurotiales; Aspergillaceae
Product: subtilisin-like protein
Exons: 4
Coding region: 245-1507 (420 amino acids)
Biological process (GO): proteolysis
Molecular function (GO): serine-type endopeptidase activity
Source: RefSeq, a predicted model, not a curated record
GGAAGAAGAUCGAUCUGUGCACAGAUGUCAUAGCGAAGGUGGCUCUGGAAACUGUAAGGGAAGUAUCUCUGUAUUCAUCGGGCAACAAUGCAGUUCUUCUGGGGUGGUCGAGCGCUGACGGCCUUGCCCGGUUUCCCAAUGUAGGGUUUCCCGCACUCUUUGCUACCCUCGCCUGGUCCCUCCUCAACCAUCCUCGUACCCACAAACACUCCCUUCAGUCCAAUACAAACAUUGACCCCUCUUUAUGCAGUUGGAGAAGGUUCAUCUGUACGUGCGAGAGGGCCUCGAAAGUCCAACAAGGUUGGAAGAACAUAUGAAACUCUUCGAGCACCGACUUAGACAAGGGAAACCAGACAAACCCAAGCUGGAAUUCAACUGGACGACUGAUAGCACGAAGGAAAGCUAUGCCUCCGGGUUCCGGGAAAAGCUAACCUCGAUGACGAAGCGAAACCCAUGGUUAGAACUCAUGACACACUUUGGGGAGUUUCUCCGAUCGGCAUCACCGGCCAUGGAGCAUAUCAAGAUUGCGGUGAUCGACGAUGGCAUCGACAUCGGGCUCGACAUCUUCAACGACAAGAUCGGCGCGGGCGACUCGUUCUUGGUCUUGGACGAGGUUUACGGGAAGCGCGGGGGAGCCUACUACGUUCCUUCGGGGAGUCACGGAACGCUGAUGGCGCAUCUGAUCUGCACCGUGUGCCCAGUGGUCAAGCUCUAUGUGGCUCAGCUGGAGACCGUGGACCGUUCCGAUGGACGACGCUCGUUUACUUCCGAGUCUGCGACGGACGCAAUAAAUUGGGCCGUCGAUCGAGACGUCGACAUUAUCUCAAUGAGCUGGUCCAUCAAUUCCAACCGCGAAUUGACGCAUCUCAAUGACGCCAUCGGCCGGGCCGAGAAGAACCAGAUCAUCAUGCUGUGCUCCGCCAUUGAUCAGGGCAGCCACGUCCGCGACAACACCUAUCCCGGGAAGAAUAAAAACUGCAUCAAGAUCGGCGCGUCGACGGUCACGGGGGAGCGGCUCGGCUGGGUCUCCAAGGACGCCUGUGACUUUUUGUUACCGGGAGAGAAUGUCUCCCUGCCGCGAAAGGGGAGUUCUUCCUCCUCCCAAUCGGGCCCCACCACCUACCCCCAGGCCGGCCCAUACGGCAGCUCGGUCUCCACCGCGCUCGCAGCCGGGUUGGCUGGCGUUCUGCUGUAUUGUGAGCGGCUGUUGACCGGCCCCGCCCCCGAGGCUGGGACUACCAGUAGUCCUACUAGCGACCCGGUGUUGCCGUAUCGGGACCAACUCCGAGGGCUUGGACAGAUGAAAGUGGCGUUUGACAACCUCGCCAAAGGUGGGGAUGACAAGUUCAUCCAGGUGGCGGACCACUUUCGGGAGGAGUUUAAGAACAUGGUUUGGAAUGAACGUGAUGCGGAAAAAACAGACGACACUCGUCGGAAGCUCCAACAGCUCAUGGCCACCAUCGUCAACAAUUCGACAGUGACCAGUUCUAGGCUUUGGAAUGUUUGAGAAAGGAAUAGAUAGCCCUUAGAUAUGCUGACUGCGUCAAGAUAUAAAAGUACUGGGAUUCUCUCUUCGGC